AUGGCAACCGUGACGCAAAUCAAGGAAGCGACCAACGCCGAGGGGCAACCCAUUAAACUAGCCGUUGCAUACGACGACAAAGUCCACAACGAAUCAAAGUACGCGGCUUACCUCCCAGUUUACGACACUACUACUAAGUUCCCACCGACCGAACUCUUCGACUUCAACGACCGAGGCCAUGACGCCGACCCAGCGAAGCCAAAUCUCCUCCCCAAAGAAAACCCAAGCAUCAAAGCCGCCAAGCUAACUCCCCGGAUCGGCACCGAAAUCACAGGCCUCCAACUAUCGCAACUGUCCGACGCACAAAAAGACGAACUCGCACUCCUACUAGCCGAGCGAGGCGUCGUAGUCUUCCGAGACCAGGACUUCAAAGACAUCGGACCGCAGAAGCAGAAGGAAUUCGGCCAGUACUUUGGCCGCCUGCACGUGCACCCCGUGGGCGCGCAUGUCAAGGACCACAUCGAGUUCCACUCUAUUUACCUGGGGAAGGACAACUUGUACCGGCUCGGGCGGAGCACGUCGAAACUCACGACCACAGGCUACCAUUCUGACGUGUCCUAUGAGCACCAGCCGCCUGCUAUCACGUUGCUUACCCUCGUGCAGGUCCCCGAGACAGGGGGCGACACGGGCUGGACGUCGCAAGCAGCAGCGUAUGACCGCCUCUCUGAACCACUUAAAGUGUUCCUGGAAGGCUUGAGAGCUGAGCAUAGUGGGUUUCCGCAGGCGGAGAAUGCGGCUCGUGAUGGCCACUUUGUCAGACGCGAACCUGUCAAGAGCUAUCACCCUAUUGUGAGAAUACAUCCUGUAACGAAACAAAAGGUGCUAUUCGUGAACCCUGGUUUUACGAAACGGAUCGUCGGAUUGAAGGACGAGGAGUCAGAUGCUAUCCUCAAGUUGCUGUUCCGGCACAUCGCGGCAAGCCAAGAUAUUCAGGCGCGCGUGAAGUGGGAUGACCGCACGGUUGCACUCUGGGAUAAUCGAGUUACCGCCCAUACUGCCAUCUCAGACUACGAUGUGAAUGAGGAAGGCGAGGGUUUGCGACAAGGGUUUCGCAUUACGACGCUUGGUGAAGUGCCAACUGGGGUGGACGGACUGAAGUCUGAGUGGGAUUAA
Cucurbitaria berberidis CBS 394.84 is the source of this 1113-nucleotide messenger RNA. Its product is annotated as TauD-domain-containing protein. NCBI's taxonomy places the organism in Eukaryota, Fungi, Ascomycota, Dothideomycetes, Pleosporales, Cucurbitariaceae. The transcript has 4 exons. Bases 1 to 1113 code for a protein of 370 amino acids. Gene Ontology annotation, cellular component: cytoplasm. The record is from RefSeq and is a predicted model, not a curated record. Gene Ontology annotation, molecular function: 2-oxoglutarate-dependent dioxygenase activity.